Poecilia reticulata (guppy) is the source of this 3092-nucleotide messenger RNA. RefSeq names its product transmembrane protein 125b (gene tmem125b). NCBI's taxonomy places the organism in Eukaryota, Metazoa, Chordata, Actinopteri, Cyprinodontiformes, Poeciliidae. The record is from RefSeq and is a predicted model, not a curated record.
UCAUUGUGUUCCCUUGUCUGCGUUGGGGAAAAAUGGGACAAUGUCACCAAUCUCUGUGUCCAAACAUGAUCCAACAGGGCUGCUGUGACCUGUCUUUUUCCCACUGAACCAGACGGGAUGGAAGUUGCUGCGUGAUGAUGAGAGAGGGGCGGGUGAGGGUCUGCCUGGCACUGGGGUGGAGAAUGUAGAGAGGACGCAGACCGCCGAUCGGUGACAGUGGCACGGUCAGAAAACUCAGAGGACGACCACAUACGGGGAUCACGUAAAUUCUCUACCUCCAGACAGAUUCACACUGUCAGUCUCUUUGCUUUGCGCUGCUGGAUCCUCUUCAGUCCUUUGCCUUCAGCUUGGACCAGGAUUCUCUCACACUCAACAUCUGGCUUCAUCUUUUCAACUCGCUGCUGCAGAUGAGGAGGCUACUGGACCACUGGACGUUCUUCUUUUAGGAAAAGCUGUGUUUAACUGUGAAGGAGCAGCAUCGUAUGUAAGGAAUAAACCAAACCCUAGCAACUGGGGAAUGUUCCGAACUAUUGUUUGACCAAAGAUGCAGAGGGACGGACGACACAUGAUUGUCAAAAAAUUGUGAGUGAGUUGAUUUGAAGCAACAGUUAUUGUUUAAGAUCAACUUUUUUGAGCGUUAGAUCAUGUUAUAAUAUUAUUCCCUCAUCAGAGACACACCUGGAGUGUUGCUUAGAUUUUUCCAUGCAUGUUUGAGAAAUCUUUUAAUCUCCUAUGGCAAARGUUCAGCUGUGCAAAACUCUUAGUGGGACCUAACACCGCAUUCAAGGACGACGCUCCACCUCGGACGUACAGCUUCCAAGCUUCAGAGCUUCCCCACUCAGCUCCUUCAGACUAGCCAUCAGCAAUUAGCAAACACCUGGUGGAACUGCACAUGUACUGAGCUCAUUAUAGGAGCKACUUAUCAGUAAAACACUCGUAAAAACACUGUUAAAGUUGUGACGAAGUCCUGAAGGCGGAGUUUCAGAAAGUGGAGUUUCUUAAAGAGACAGAGACCYAAUUCCAARGUGUUACAUUAYGAAGUAAAAUUUCUAAGUCAUAUUUGAUAUAUGUAGCAUUUUUAUAACUGAAUGUUACUUGAUUGUGAUAUGAAAUAGUAUUAUGUGUCUAGAAAACACAAUACUUUUAAAAACUUUUUUCAUGAAUAUAGACCUCAGUCUGGUUAAAGUUGCAUUCUGAGCAUUAAUACAGCAUCAGAGUCUUGGCGUGCCAUGCCUGAGAUGCAGACCCUUUACUACAGCAUGCGUCGGCCCCCAAGCCUCUAYCUGGACCCCWUGGUCGCGCAGCAGCACAUCCUGGAGGAAGAAGUGCAGUUCUGGUGGUUCCGAGACCCCAGACGGUCCUUGUUUUGCUACUGUGCCUCAGUGGCGCUCAUACUGGGACUGGGCCUUGGUGGAGUGGGGCUUCUCUCCACCACUAACAGCCUCUCUGUGGAGUGGCGUCUUGGAGUGGGGACCACACUCUGCCUCCUGGCCCUCGCCGUUCUGCUCAAGCAGCUCCUGAGCUCCGCCAUCCAGGACAUGAACUGCGUUCACAGUCGCCGUCAGAUCGAGCGGCUGCGGAGCGGAGGGAGGGCCGAUCCGGCGCUGAUCUCGGCCGUGGGGCUGGCGGUGACGCUGUGCGGGACGGUCCUGCUCUGCGUGGCCAUGGCGGGUGGCCGGAGCCACGACAGGAGGGAAAUGUUGGUGUCCGGAGCGGUGCUGGUGGCUGCCGGCACCGCCAUGGGCCUGGCCGUCGUGGGCUAUGGUGUGACGGUGCAUCUCAAGAGGAGAAGGGAACAGAGGAUGAGGAGGAGGCUGAGGGUCAGGAGGGCGAGGAGGCUGGGCAGUCAAGGCGUCCGAAUGUUCAACGUUUCGCCUCGACAGGCGAGUCAUGCCAGGAGARACRKRUCUCCCAGCAGGACAAGUCUGAUCUGAACGGACCAAACUGACCAGAACACAAAGACAAAAUCCUGCACYGAAAGAGAAAUUUUGCAAUUUGCUUAAGUAAUAAAGAUGAGAAUCUCAUAAAGGUUCAGUAGCUGCGUUUCCAUUAGUCAUAAAGUAAAAGCAAAUUGAAAUCACGAAAACAGGYUUGCUUAAUGGAAACACAGCAAUUUAGAAAUGGAUGUAUUUUGCAAAACUGGAGURGAAACACUUAUCACAUCAUGCGAGUCACAUGGUUAACAGCCAGAUGUCUCUACUGGUGGAAACGACAAAGAAUACGACAGGAAGUGGAAGGUAGAUGAUGUUUUGUUUUUUCUGGCUCCACCAGAGCUCACAGCAAUUACACCGUUCAUAAAAAGUUGUGUGUAAUUGUAUCACGUUUAAUCCRUAGCUUUUCUGUAAUAUUUGACUCCUAAUUUUCCCCCAAAACAACGCAUACGCAGCCGCUCCCAAGCAUAAGGGGCUUGUCGCUCCAACGCCUGACUAAGACGCCGACGUCUCCUCUCAUUGCUGAUAGAUGAUUAGCAUUAGCGCCGUGCCUGUGUGUUUACAUCCAUGAUUUUUAAUCACUUAUCCAGGAACCAGGUUAUUUCACAUGUAAUUUUAAUUUCAUUUCUUAUUUAAUGAAAACACUACAGUUCUGAAUUUGUGUAUUCCCUCCCCACCCCCGACRUCAACARAAUAUAGACAAAGAUUUGCGCAUAUUUGUAAUGAAAACGCAGCUACUGAGAAACUUCAUGCAGAAUGCAGAGAUACUGACAGUAAAGGGCCAAUAAAUCAAUAAAGACGAAUCCAUUUCCUUUUGGCUUCUUGAUUCCCAKUUUUUAUAAAAKUGGGUAUUUGACUGUAUGACCUCUUUGACAGGCAGGGUUCUUCAUCCAGUUAAUAAAAAAGGACAACUUUAUGAUUGUGUAAUGUUUUAAAAGGCAGUGAUAUAUUUGACCUGUUGGAUAGUUUCACUCCUCAUGCAGAUGUUUGGGGAAUCCUCAGGGAAAUUGAUGGGGACCAAAGUAUGUUUUCUUGACAUGGUGCUGCUCUACUAUCCGUGUAAUUAAAGCAUCAUCAGUUAGAUUUUUUUUUUGUAAAGAAAUGACAUUAACUGAUGUUAAAGGCAAGAGAUUUGGCAGUGUGGAAAGUAGUGUGUUCGCG